GCACAACCUCCACCCGGAAGAAAAGGCCGCAACCAGCCCGUCCGCUGCCCUGGCCUCCUCUCUCGCCAUCCGCGCUUUGCCUGCUCCGUCGCCAGCGCUGCUGUCGAGCCCGUCGGAGAGCAUAAUGUCGCAUCCACACCAGCCGCUCAACCGCCAGGGCGCAAAUGAGCAGACGGUCCACAGUAUCGCCUUCCUGCAGCCCCAACUCUAUGCCGAGAGCCCCCUCUGGUUCGCCGUCCGCUCGGGCAACCUUACGAAACUCAAGGAGGCCAUCCGUCGCCAAAGGAUCACCACCGAGUAUCUACUGACCGAAGGCGGUCGUGGUCCCGAGGGCGAAACCCUUCUUCAUGCCGCCGUCCUGUUUCUGCCAACCGACGAGAGCCUGGAGGCCGACAGCCCCUUCCCCGACCCUGUGGAGGGCCAGCCUAACCAGCGCUCCGUCGCAAAGUAUCUGAUCGAUACCUUUGGCCCCGACCUGGUCAACGCCGUCUAUGCCCACGACCGAUAUCGCGACGAGACCGCCCUGCACCUCGCUGUGGUCAAGGGCGACCUCCAAAUGGCUGCCUAUCUCAUCCGCAACGGCGCCAAGGUCAACUGCAGUUCCGUCUCGGGCUACAGCUUCCUUCCCGACGAAGUCAUCGGCGACAGCCGCAAGGGCGCCGCGCCAGGCUAUAUGUAUUAUGGACCCUCGGUGCUGUCUUUCGCUGCUGUCGCAGGACGCACCAAGGUCGUCAAGUACCUCCUGAGCCUCGAAGGAAACAGCAAGCCCGAUGUUCUUGCCGUCGAUGACCAGGGCAACACCGUUCUCCAUGUGUUGGCCUACUGGGGUCUGUUCUCGGACAGCCAGGACGGCUCCGCCGAGUCGUGCUGGGAUGUCAUCUUCAACUAUUGCACGGACAACCUCGAGCCUGCAAUCCACCCCUCCCGGCACAAGAACAACAAUGGCCACACCCCUUUCCUCACCGGUGUCGUGCGCAAGCACAUCAACGCUCUCGAGUCCAUCAAGGUUCCUCUUUGGGAGUUCGGCAUGGUCAGCUCGUACAUGUAUCCGAUCGACGAAAUCGAUACCUGGAGAGACCCGUCCGACGUUGAUCAGGAUACCUCUUCGGCGCUGGAGAUCGCUAUCGCCAACGCGGACUCUGAUAUGCUGAUGCAUCCCAUGAUGAACCUCGUGUUGAGAAUCAAGUGGGAGAAGUAUGCCAAGAAAAUCUUUGUCAAGGAUUUGGCUCUCCACAUCUUUGUGGCCAUCUGCAUCACCGUCUCGAUUGCUCUCCUGCCCCCGAACCACGGCGACUGGAACACCUACAGCACCGGCGACGCUAAGAGCAUUGUUCGCGCCUGCUUUGAGGUCGCCAGUGUCCUUGGCAUUCUCUUCAUGCUCCUUCGCGAGUCGAUCCAAGUCAUCCUCGAAGGAUACCGAUAUUGGACCGGCAGUAUGUGGGACCAGGUCGAGGCCUUUUCGAUCUGGGCAUUCAUCCUAAUGGGCAUCGCCGUGACCGUUGUGCGUCCCAUGACGAUCGGGAGUGCCGCCGUCAACACCAAGUUCGACACCAUCGGCAUCGAGCUCCUGUCGUUCCUGGCCUGGAUGUUUACGCUCACAUACUUCAAGGGCUUCCCCCGACUCGGUACCCUGGCGGUUGUCUUCCACCGUUGCGUCUCUGGCGAUCUGCUGAACUGGGCGGCCAUCUAUGUUGUCUUGUUCCUGUCCUUUGGACAGAUCUUUAUCCUUCAAACCCGCGACAACAGUGGCAACGCCAUCACCGGAUGGGGAAGCUACGGCGUCUCGCUCCUCAACAUCUUUGGCUACAUGUUCGGCCAAGGCUCUCCCAUCAGCGACUUCCAGCAGAGCCAGGACCACGAGUACACCCUCGCGGCGUAUUUCAUCUAUCAAACCGCCUCGGCGAUCGUGCUUCUGAACGUGCUGAUUGCCAUGUUCAACACGACUUUCUCCAAGAUCUAUGACGAUGCCGAGACUCAGUGGCAUCUGCAGUGGGCCAGCAUGAUCAUCCAGCUCGAUCGUCGCCUCCACAACGAGAGCGCCUCGCCCAGUGGUGGUAGUGCCAUCAUCCACGGCCUCCAGCGUCUGAUGGGACCACCCAAAGUCCAGCUCGGAACCAAGAUUCCGUUGACCAGGGCUGAUGGAUCCUUUGUUGGAAGCCGCCCUGAUCGACCGAUUCCCCCCGAGAGCGUGCGUGCCUAUGCCCACUACUUUAUUGUCCGUGCACGUCUGGCGACCGACAACGAGGGCAAAUAUGUGCAGACGCCAACGCCCAUCAAGGUCAUCACGGGCCGUGAGGAAUACCGUGUUCCCGAGACCCGCAUGAAGAUCUGGAGCUCGUGGUCCGUCGUCACUUCCAAGAACACCCUCGCCGCGCUCACCCGGACGCUCUCGACCCGCCCCACCCGCGCCAACACAGCCAGCCCCACGCCAGGCAGCAGCAGCAAACACGACGAGCAGCAGCCUUGAGGCUUUUGACAGGGCCUAGACCGCACCGCUCGUAUAUCCAUGACAGAGAUUCGGCUGUCCGCUGUGUCGCCCAGUCGAUAUCAAAGGUCACUGCUGUUUGUCCCAGCCGCAGGGUGUUGCUUCUCUGCGGCCUGUGCUGUUGGCUCAACCUUGAAGAUCGUGGUGACCGCGAGCAUGUCGAAAUGGUCCUAUGGCGCUGGCACAUUGACACCAGCUGUUGAAUACAUCGUAAUGCAGUAAACUGGCAGAGGGAGU
Polychytrium aggregatum is the source of this 2722-nucleotide messenger RNA. RefSeq lists its product as uncharacterized. NCBI's taxonomy places the organism in Eukaryota, Fungi, Chytridiomycota, Chytridiomycetes, Polychytriales. The transcript has 11 exons. The record is from RefSeq and is a predicted model, not a curated record. Gene Ontology annotation, cellular component: membrane. The coding region runs from base 125 to 2467 and encodes 780 amino acids. Gene Ontology annotation, biological process: calcium ion import across plasma membrane. Gene Ontology annotation, molecular function: monoatomic ion channel activity; protein binding.